Durusdinium trenchii is the source of this 1856-nucleotide messenger RNA. NCBI's taxonomy places the organism in Eukaryota, Dinophyceae, Suessiales, Symbiodiniaceae. The record is from the annotation of a GenBank genome assembly.
GCAUCGCCCUCCGCGCGAAGCGUCCCCGGGGCGGCCUCCGGCUUCUCGGUUUCGGCCCAGCCAUGCUCCGUGUGCACAGCCCGCCUUCCGCCGUCCGCGUGGUGACGGCACCGAAGUCCGAACGGAGUCGAAGUCCUGCGGGCCGAGCUUCCGCGCCGUGCGGGAAGUUGCAGCUGGAUUUGGACACCGAGCACGGUUUGUUGGCCGAUGGCCUCUUGCCCUUCUCGGUCUGCCAAACGGUGACGCGCGAGAUCUGGGCCGCGGCGCGUGCCGAAGCAGAAGCCCUACACCGGAAGCAGAAGCGACGGACGACAACGAGGUUGGAGGAGAACGUCUCCGAGUGCAGCUUCCCUUUGUCUUUGGGCCCCAGUGAGCCAAGCCAAACCCAAUCCGAUGAGCAAUUGGCUGGAACGGUGCCUGCAGAAGAAGUGGUCUCUUUGGCGUUGAAGGCUUUGUCCUCCGCCCUGGAUCGUUCCGGGCUCUCGUUGCCCUCAGCGAAUGUGAGCGCUGCUGGGGGACGGCCUUCACCGGCGGAGGAUGUCGUCUUGUCUCGGGUUCGCACCUUGUCGCUGUGUGCCGUGGCCUACUGGAGAGAAGUCUCCCAGGACUUGGGCAAAGCGGCUGCAAGCCUUGCGCGGUUCUUGGAGAUGCAACGGCGGCUGUACUGGCGGAGGCCACCCUGGCGUGGGGUUAACCUAGGAGGCUGGUUGCUCUUGGAGCCUGGGCCGAGCCAUGAGCUCUUCCAACAGUUCGGCGCUCGAAACUCCCACUGCGAGUGGCAACUCCUUCAUCAGAUGCGCAACAAGCUGGGCCCCCAAAGAGCUGCCGAAGUGCUUGAGGCGCAUCGCAGUACCUUCGUCACAGAGGAAGACUUUCAGCAGAUCAAAAGCUAUGGCUUCAAUGCAGUGAGAAUCCCCUUCGGGUAUUGGAUUGUGACAGGCCCCUCGAAUGGCGAUCUCUAUGUUGGUCCGGCCCUGGACAUCCUUGACCGAGCACUUGCUUGGUGCAAGCAUUUGGGACUUCAGGUGCUCCUAGAUCUCCAUGGCGCGCCCGGCGGUGAAAGCGGCGAGACGCCCUGCGGGCGAGAAAUGAAGGAUUGGCGCUGGGAGAGGUGGCGUUUCGAGGAAUCCCUUGAGGCCUUGAAAAUCAUCGCAGAGCGGUACAAGGGGCAUCCGGCCGUGAGUGGCAUUGCUGUGUGCAACGAGCCCAGUGAGAAAGUGCCAGCGGAUGUGCUUUGCCAGUUUUACGACCAGGCGAUUCAAGCCAUUCGUGCUGCCGGCAUGCCCCCGGACGAAGUGAGCAUCGUACUUCCAGUGUAUCGGACCGAGCGCCUGGAUGAGAUUUGGCGGCUCUGGAACAAAGUCUUCGACGGCUUUGCACGACAUGCGAACGUGGCCUUCGACCUCCACCUGUAUCACUGCUUCGGUGCCUGGUGGCAACGGCAAGGCCUCAAGAGUCAUCUCAGGAUGACCAAAAGGGACCGCAAGAUCUUGCGCCGCGUCCCGGCCGUGGUGGGCGAAUGGAGCUUAGCGCUGCCGGACCGGGCGAUGGCGUCCAGCGAGAACGACGAGGAGGCCUACCGAUCCUUUGCGAGUGCUCAAUUGGAUGCGUAUGGCCAUGCUUCCCAUGGUUGGUUUUUUUGGAAUUGGCGAGACAGCCCUGAGCAUCACGGAUGGGAUGCCAAGAUGUGCCUUCAGCGGCACUGGCUGUCGCCGGUUGAAUGGAAGGACAUCCCACGGUCUCAGCGGUCCCUCGUGGGAAAGUGAUGUAAUUCAGAAUAGGAGUUCUGGGCGUGACUCUCCAGUCGUGUGUCACACCGUGGCGGUUGGAAGAUGGUUCGAUUUGUGCUGUUGGGC